Messenger RNA from Epinephelus moara (kelp grouper), 7259 nucleotides. RefSeq lists its product as uncharacterized. The transcript is spliced from 29 exons. Lineage: Eukaryota; Metazoa; Chordata; Actinopteri; Perciformes; Serranidae. The coding region runs from base 44 to 4045 and encodes 1333 amino acids. Gene Ontology annotation, biological process: regulation of apoptotic process. The record is from RefSeq and is a predicted model, not a curated record. Gene Ontology annotation, cellular component: cytoplasm. Gene Ontology annotation, molecular function: protein binding.
AUGUACUGCAUGAUAUGUCCUUUUAAUUUUCCAGGUAGAAACAAUGACAGCUAAGAAGAUGCUUUGUGAAAUAUUGAAUGAUUUGAGUCCAGAGGAGCUUGACAAAUUCAAAUCACUCAUUGAAUUGGAGAAAGACAUCCCACCCAUCUCAAGGAGUCGGCUGAAAGCGGCAAACACACAGGACACAGUGGAGCUGAUGAUGGAGACGUACAGUGAAGAGUGUGUGGAGUUGACCAAAAAGAUUCUAAAGAAGAUGAACAGGACCGAUCUGGUGCAGAGAUUAUCAGACACUGGCUCAGGAAGCAAAGAGAAACAGCGGCCUUCACUGAUCCAGAGAGUGGAAACAAUAGCAUCUGUCAUAAAGCAGCUUUUGGAAACACUGGCUGGUAUGGGUGACAAGGAGCUUGAGAAGUUCAAGAAGGUCCUGAGUCAAGUUCACCAACAUGAACACUUCUCAGAUAUCCAAAGGAGGCUGCGAAAUACAACAGACGUGCAGGACACUGUGUUUUUAAUGGUGCAGAUUGAUGGCCAACAGUCUGUGGAGACAACUAAGGAGGUUUUAAAGAAGAUGAAGAGGACUGAUCUGGUGCAGAAGUUAUCAGACAGCAGCUCAGGACCCAAAAAAAAACACUCAGUGGAUGAACGCCUGUCUGCACUGAUCCACAAAGUGGCAACAGUGAGGGCUGUCAAAGAGCUGCUUUUGGAAACACUCAGUGAUUUGAGUAACGAGGAGAUAGAGAAAUUUCAGUGGUUGCUGCAGUUCACGUUCUUCCAGAGGAGCAUUGAACUCCUCUCAUGGGGUGAACUGAGCCCUGCACACAUCCCAGGGAUCCAACAGCAGGAGACUUCCAUGAUACACGAUGUGACUGAUGUGAUGUUGGAGAGAUGUGGUCAACAGUCUGUGGAGGUGGCCGUGGAGGUUUUGAUGGACAUGAACAGGACUGAUCUGGUGCAGAGGCUGUCAGAGACCAGCUCAGGACACAAAGCUGCAGGAUCAUCAGCUGAAGCUUUUGGUGUGAGUACCAUGGAAGGAGAGAAACACUGUGUGGAUGAACAUUGUCCUGUACCGAUCCAGAGUGUGGAGACGAUGACGUCUGUCAUAGAGCUGCUUUUGGAAACACUGGCUGGUUUGAGUGACGGGGAGCUCGAGAAGUUCAAGAAGGUCCUCCUGAGUCAGCCUGACUUCCGCAGAGGCCUCUCAGACAUGUCACUGAUGCUGCCAGAAAUAAAAGACAGGCAGGUCACAGUGUUUUUAAUGGUGCUGACUGACGGCCAACAGUCUGUGGAGAUGACCAAGGAGGUUUUAGAGAAGAUGGAGAGGACUGAUCUGGUGCAGAGGUUGUCAGACAGCAGUUCAGGACCCAAAAAGCAACACUCAGAUGAACACAGAUCUGCACUCAUACAGAAAGUAGCAACAAUGGCAGCUGCUAUACAGCUGCUUUUGGAAACUCUGAAUGGUUUGAGUGACAAGGAGCUCGAGGAAUUCAAGGAGUUCCUGCAGUGGAUUAUCUUCAGAAAGUACCAAACAGAAAUGUCAUCACCAUUCAGACUCACAGAAGACAGAACAGAAUUAGUGGGUCUGAUGUUGCAGACCUACAGCCAACAGUCUGUGCAGUUAACCAGGGAGGCUGUAAAGAAAAUGAACAGGACUGAUCUGAUGCAGAAGUUUUCAGACAGCAGCUCAGAACUCAAAGAGAAACACCCUGUAGGUGAACAUCAACCUGAAGUGUUGGGGGAAGCAGCAGCAAUGGAAGCUGUGAAGAAGAUUCUUCUGGAAACACUAAAAGAUUUGAAUAAGAAGGAGCUCAAGAAAUUCAACUCAUUACUGCAGUUCACGUACUUCCAGAAGGGCCUUCCACUUACCUCAUGGAGCAGACUGAAGCAGGCAGGCAGUGCAGCAGCAUUAGUGAGUCUGAUGGUGGAGAACCAGCAGUCUGUGGAGGUGACCAAGGAGAUUUUCAUGGACAUGAACAGGACCGAUCUGGUCAAGAAGUUGUCAUCAGUCAUCAGCUCAAAAAUCAAAGAUUACAACCCUACAGUCACAGUUUUCUCCCCCAAAGCGGCACUGAUGAAAUUUGGCUUUUCAGUGAAAAUGAACUGUGUGGUGUUAAUAUACAAGUCCAACAGACCAUUCCUCACAUUCCAUGUUUACCUGAUCCCACAAGAUCCUGCUCUACAACAGGAAGUGGACAAGAGGGAAUUAUCUUAUGGAUUCACAAAAAUCCUAAAACCACAUCCAGAGAAGCCCCUGAAAAUGCGUGAUCGUUUCAUCCUAACAGCAGAUGUGGAUGGUGCAGAAAUUUUCCCUGAAAUAUUAAUGCUCAGCUAUGACAGCACAGACCCAGACUUCUAUGAAGUGUUAAUCAAAAAUCCAGACAAAAAAACAGACUUUAAGCUCAUGCUCACACCAAAAAAUGGGCAUCAGCCAGUUUGGACCUGUAAAAUUCGAAAAGAUGACUACCAAAGGAGCACUGGUCUUUUACAAGAGAAACAUAAGUCUGAACCGCUUCACAAGGAAGUGACACCACUAAUGGAGAAGCUUUUGGAAACACUCAAAGAUUUAAGUUAUGGGGAGCUCGAGCAAUUCAAACAUGUCCUACAGCACACUACAAUGAAGAAAGGCCUCCCAAAAAUCUCAAGUCAGAGAAUGGAGAUGGCAGACAGAGAUGAAAUAGUGAAGCUGAUGGUGGAGAUCUAUGGCGAGCAGUCUGUGGAGGUGACCAGGGAGGUUUUAAUGGAGAUGAACAUGACUGAUAUGGCAGAGAGGUUGCUAGAAAUCAGCUUAGGAUCCAAAGGGCCUUCAGGAAGCUUGGAGUUUGAGGGUUGUGGAAGUGUUACGCAGGACUCCAGUGACUGGACUAAACUUGAUCCUGAAGUGAACUGUACAGAUGCUGAUGAGGCUCCAACUUACAGCCUACAGUCUGGAGCAGGAAACUUUGAAUGCAGUGUCUCUGGCUUGCGCUGGGUCUGUAAGGAAAAGGUCAGCUUUAAGUACCAGUUUUGCUCUUUGAGUGGACACUUGGAGAGGAUUGAAAGCAUGAAGUACAUGCCUGCAGGGCCCCUGAUGGACAUCACAGUCAUUGCUGGGAAGUUAGAUGUAGUGUACCUGCCACACUGGAUCUGCAUAGAUGACAAUCCUACAAUAUUAGACAAGUUUGCAGUCCUACACAUAGAUGACUGUGGAGAUGCUGUGGAAAAAGUGUCUGAGGUCACAUCGUCCCAUGUCAAGCUGUCUGAACCAGUUUUCUCUCUGAAAAUGGUCCUGGUGAAAUUAGGCCUUCCAGUUGAAAUAUACUGUAGGGUGUUAAUAUAUAGCAAGGUCCUCACAGCAUCAUCUCAAACAUCCCUCACACUUCAUGUUUACCUGAUCCCUCCUGAUCAGGAUCUAAUAAAGGAAUUGGACAAAACGGAAAUAUCUGAUAGAUACAAAGGAAUCCGAAAGUCAAAUCCAGCGAAGCCCCUGAAAAUGCAUGACUGGUUCAUCUUAACAACAGAUCUAGAUGGUGCAGAAAUUUAUCCUCAAGGCGAGGCACCCCAGACAUUAAAGCUCAGAUAUGACAGCACAGAUCCAAACUUCUAUGAAGUGGUCGUUAAAAAUCCAGACAAAGACUUUAAGCUCAUGCUCACACCAAAAAAUGGGCAUCAGCCAGUUUGGACCAGUGAAAUUCUGAAAGGUGAAUGGCAAAGCACUGGCCAUGCACAAGUCACAGAGACAGCUGGACAAUCCUCCAUGCCUGGUCCAAGUUACAAGAAACACUCAGUGGACAAACACCAGGAAGCAGCAAUCGCAGCGGAGAGAGAGAAGCUUCUGAAUAUGCUGAAAGAGUUGAAAAGUGAAGAGUUCAAAGAAUUCAAGUGGAGCCUCCCACGCAUCACAGAGAGCCAACGGCAGAACACUGACAGGGUAGACCUGGUUAAUCUGAUGCUGCAGACCUACACCCAAGAGUCUGUGGAGGUGGCCAAAGACAUUUUAAAGAAAAUUCCCAGGAAUGAUCUGGUGCAGCUGUUGUCAGACACCAGCUCAGGGUCAGAAGAGAAACACUGAUCCAGACCAUGAGCACAGCAUGUCUGCCUGACUCUGCACAACACAGCUUUCAUUCAAACAUGCUGGAUGAAACUCAUUGUCACCUUGAACUGAUCAAUUAUGAUACAAACCAAAAUUUUCAUCAUGAUAAAGCUGUCGCAGAAGUGAGGCUGUAUUAUUCUCUUCAACAACAAUGUGUUCUUCAUAACGUAACGAUGCAGUGAUCUCAUUGAGGAACUCACAAGGAAAUGUGAGUUUUUAUGCCGCUGGGGCUGAGGCAUAUUGUUUUUGGGUUAGCUGUCCGUCCAUUUGUCUGACUGUCUGUCUGUCUGUCCCACUCACAUGAACACAAUACCUCAAGAAGGCCUCGAGGGAAUUUCUUCAAAUUUGGCACAAAUGUUCACUUCACAUGAACUGAUUUGAAUUUGGUGGUCUAAGGUCAAGGUCAGUUCACGGCUUUGGCCAUAACUCAAGAUGUUAAUGUAUGACACACUAUUUAAAUUUUUCAGCAUUCAUUUUUUAAUAACAUACUAUAUUAUGACUUUGUAUUGUUAUUUAUACCAUGUCACCUGACUUUUGCCUUAAUGUGGAACCUUCCUCUCAUGAAUUUAUGACUUCAUUGGUGUAAACUGUGAGAGCAACGUGAGCAGUGUUAUAACACUUUAUUAAUGCAGGAUGUAAAAAUUACUGAAGUCUGGAGGAUUGUGUUUUUUUUCUUUCUUUAUCCUGUUUUGUUUCAUUUUAUUUUAUCUUCAAAUCCAAUUCAUAUGUGUUUUUAUAUUUGAGUAUAUAUUUUCUUAAAAUCUUUUCAUGUCUUAAAUUAAGCACAGUUUAUUUUCUGUCGUCAUUUAUAUGGAUAUACUGUGUCCUUUGAAUUCACCAGGUUGUAACAAUGAUGGCUAUUAAUUUUUUUUUACAGGUGGAGAGUCAUUAAAAAAAACUGUUCUGAUAAUUGUUUAAACCAUUUUUCACGCAAAAACAUUAAAUGGUUCUAGCUACUUAAAUAUGAGGACUUGCUGCUUUUCCUUUAAAUUAGUUUAAUAAUUUUAAUCUUUUAAAUGUGUUUAAAGUUCUCUGCAUUGAGUCCUUUUACUCUUAAUAUUUAAAUACAUUCUCCUUGUUAUACUGACAUACUUUUAUUAAAGUAACAUUUUCAAUGCAGGACAAUUACUAGUAACAGAGUAUUUUUAAAGUGUGGUAUAAGUACUAAUAGUAAGUAAAGGAUCUGAAUACUUCCUUCACUGAUGCUGAAAAGUCAAAUGUUUUGUCACUGCUGUUUUUUUUGUUUUCCAGUAAGCCAGCACUGACUGUCUGUAAAAUCACAUUUUUUUAAGUCUAUUAUAUAACAUUAACACAUUCUCACUCCGACCUCGUCACACAUCAACAUUUGGUCAUGGACUUUCCACGUCCACAUACAGUGUGCAAGGUACCCUGGGUGUGUUGGUUGUUAACGUUGUUAACGUUCUGUCAAGUUCUGCCUGUUACAUGCAUUGUCUUCUUCCAAGAUACGCUUCCGUUUUCACAGGAAAUGUACAGUUUAUCUACAGUCUUUAGAUACUCCACCGUCCCUCCGCCUCGCUCCCUGCAACUGUGGACUGCUCCCCAGGAGGAGAGCAGGCAGCAGCUCGGGAGAUGGACUUUCUGGCGGUGGCUGUAGCAGCUGCGAUUAGAAACAUUUUCUCUUCAUCGCUUAAACACCAAGCUAAUUAUCGACACUAGGGAUGCACGAUAAUAUCAGCACGUCAUCAGUACUGUCCAAUAUCGGCUUUAAAAUGAGCUGUCAGAAUUGGCCACCAUGCUCUUUGUUAUUUUGAACAAAGAAUGAAUAUUACAUACAUUGAAAAGCAUUGUAUUUCAUGUCUCCAUCUGCUGGUGGGCCAUCACAAGUAGAGUGUGUAUAAUAUGAUGUUAAUUCCACUGCAGAAGAGACUUGAUGAUCACUAGAAUUGGGUGGAUAAUUAAGUGGAUAUAUCUGUCAGUAUUGGUUAUUGGUCAGAUGAGUUGUUCCACAUUGGCAUAUUGGAUAUCGGCAAAAAAUCCAAUAUUGUGCGUUUCUAAUUGAGUGCUGCAUCAUUUCAUGUUCACCCACACAAAGCCACAGAAGUGAGUAAUAGUUACUUUUCUGUUGCUAUUCAAUGUAAGAUAAUACGACAACUGUUCAGAUAAUUGUGUGGAGCUCAUCUAACACGUGUUGUUUCUUUUGUUAUUUUCUCAGUAGCCUACAAUAUGAUACCUUCCUCACGAUAACAGUGUUUUUCCAUCUAGCCACUGUCUGGCAAUUAGAGAGGGCUACGUCUGACGUGUGGCUGAGAGAGCUAUAGAGACCAUGGGGAACAGCCUUGGUGUUGAUGAUAUCUACAUCCACUGGUUCAGCUGAGGUGGUCUAAGGUGGAAGAGCCUUCUCCCCUAGUCUCUACAACCAAGAGCAGUCCCAGCAGCAGGUCAAGCAGUAUGUUUCCAAAUUUGUUUUUGCAACAGUUUCAUUCAAUCUCCAAGCUGUCCUUGUUUUUUGUUGCAUAACCCUUUGUUGGCACAUGUGUGAAAUGCCAGGAGACGACGCAGCCCCCCUCCCGACCCCACUACUGCAGGACUGCUUGGUUUGCUCCAGGUGCUGACACCGGGUAGGAUUUGAACCCACACUUUGGGCAACUGGCAUCUUAAUGCGCACUGAGACUUUUUCUCCAUAUUUAGGCAUUGGGCUUUAUAAAAUUCACUUGGCCUGGAUAAGGAUUGAACCUUCAACUUUGUGAUCUCCAAGCAGCCCUUCAACAGCCUGAGCUAUUCCUCCUCACACUUAAACUGUGUUUAACAAAGCCUUUCACUCUCUCCUCUGGACAGCAGCCUUUAAAAUUCACUGAGCCUCAACGAGGGUCGAACUUCGAACCUUGUGAUCUCCAAGCAGCCCUCAUCUGAAGGGUCCACCACAACUGCUCUGGCUACUUUGGUGCCCUCGAGGAGUAAAGUAGCCCUGUGUCCCUUUGGUAAAGGGUGGCCCUGGUCUUCUGUUGCUGGUCCCUCGGGUUGCAAGGGGUAGCUGUAGAGGUGGGGCAUUGGAAGAUCCAGAUCCAGAUCUUAAGGUGGAGACAUGCCGAAGCUGAGCCCCUCCUCUUGAGAAUUCUGAAGGCGUGGGAUGUCACUGUGGCAUAAGUGCAGCACACAGAGGAGGGAGGUGGUCAAAGAAAAUAGAUAGAGAUAGCCAAUCAGGAGCCGAGAAUACAUAUAUUAGACCUUUGUU